Messenger RNA from Trichoderma harzianum CBS 226.95, 3036 nucleotides. RefSeq lists its product as hypothetical. The transcript has 4 exons. NCBI's taxonomy places the organism in Eukaryota, Fungi, Ascomycota, Sordariomycetes, Hypocreales, Hypocreaceae. The record is from RefSeq and is a predicted model, not a curated record. Bases 1 to 3036 code for a protein of 1011 amino acids.
AUGAACAAGUUCGCUCCUGGCACAAAUGAAUACGAUCGUGUUAGAAAUGUUGUAGUUGACUUUGUUGAAAAUAGUCGCAACGUUCUUGCUAAACGCAGCCCUGCCUAUGAUGGCAUCGUGCUGCUGGAUGAUUUAGUGCAAUGGGCGUUGAAAUGUCAGCCUCUACUUGACUGGCGAUCAGAAUUGGAGACUCGACAUUCAUUUACAUCGCUAGUACCUCUGGACCAUCCAACAUGGUUUACCCACACCAGUCCAUAUGUCUCCUGGUAUCGAGAGCUACGGGGAGUGCUGUGGCAUCGCAGCGAAGUUGGAGACCAAUCAAGUCCUCUAAUGUACGUGGCAAAUAGGAUUGAGGCGGCCUGCACAAAUUUGAAAGCUCUCUAUUUCUCAGGGCUAGGUGCCCAAACAACCGAAGUCCUUCUCGGUACCAAACCCCCCUCAUACACUCAUCUGAAUCAGGUCAUUCAAACGCUCCUUGCGCAAUUCUUCCACAUCGUUAAGAAUGAUGUUUCAGAGCUCAAGAGAAGUUUGAAGAUUCUUAUUGAUAACAGCAAUGAUCUUGAUGACUUAAAAAAGAUGAUGGCAACCAAAUGGAUGUCGCCAUCCUUAGAUGUGUCAAGAGUUUUAAGACAGCUCCUUUUUCUUCCCAGGGAUACAAAAUUCAUGCUUAUCAUUGACAACGCGGAUUUCAUAAGCACCUCUAAUUCCCUGGCCAAGUUUCUGGACACUUGUAGCAAAAGGAUGCCGGUCCUGAUAAGUGGCACAUCAGCUAUCGGAAUAGACAGGUAUAUUCCCGAGGCAAGAAUUGUGGACAAAAAUACGGAAUAUACUGAAUGCUUGGAAUCUCUCAGAUUCGCAGCCAUCCACUUUCGCCGGGAUAAAGUUGCGUCUGCUGAUGAGGGCACAAACGACUGGAUCUUCGCUCAUGAUGCGUACAAGAAAUUCCAAAGAGAGGAUUCAGGUAUCCUAUGGAUCGAAGGGAAAGCUGGAAGCGGCAAAUCCAUCCUGGCGAAAUCCCUGCUCCAGAAACUGCAAUCGCUGCCGAAUGCUAACAGGGCAGCCGACCUCAAAGACAUAGUUGUGGAUUGGUUUUACAGCAGACGGGAUGGAGAAAUCACAAUGGCUCAUAGCUCCAUGCUCCGAUCUAUUGUCUAUAGAGUGUUCAAGGAUAGCCAGGAGACAUUCAAUUGUUGUAAGGCCUCCUACCAGGAGCGGCAGCUUCGACCAGAUGGCUCCAGCGGGGAGUGGUCUUUUGAUGAUCUUCAAUGCAUUAUAAAAAGCAUCGUAUCAUCAAGUAUACCUAUCAUAUGCAUUUUAGACGGUCUCGAUGAGUCUGCAACAAACGAAAAUUUCCAGAGGACCCGUGAGACUAUUCUACGGAAUCUUGUUGAACUCGCCUUGAUACCCGGUUCUCAAAUCAAGUUCAUCAUGCUUAGCCGACCUGCCCCUGACAUAGUCAUGCGGUUCAACAGUCUCGUUGAAAGCACUACGCCCUCCAAAAAAUGCCACAAGAUCAUUCUUCAGCAUGAAAACAGGCAAGAUAUUCUUCGAAUUAUUGACAAUGGCUUGGUUGCUAUUAAAAAGGUCAUGGAGUCCUUAGAUUCAUGGGAUGAGGACAACAGCAGCAAUGAAGAUCCGAUGCCGCUAGAUGAGAUCUUCGAAGAGGUGCCCCUAGAUGCUAUGAAUGGCAUCCGAACUCACUUAGUCAACAAUGCCAAUGGCGUUAUUCUUUUGGUUACGCUUAUAGUCGACCAGCUCAUGCAGCAUUGUCGCACUGGUGGAAUCACAUUAGAGGAUCUUGAAAAGCUACUCCAUUCUCUCCCACAUGAUCUUAUGGAAUACUACGAAUACAUGGUCAAGGAGCUAGAGCAAAAAUUGGAUAAAGAUCAACUAGCAAGGUCAAGGAAAGCUCUCAUGUGGGUAAGUGGAACAAGCUUCGUACGAGCACUUACCAUACAAGAGCUGUGGGAUGCACUGGCUAUCCCCGAAGACGUUCAAAAGGCUCUCCAGUCGCAGAAGGAUUACAGACAGGCCACUGGAUCUUAUUUCAAAACGUGGGCUGGAUUCCGCAGCAUACUUUACACUUGGUGCGGACCUUUUAUAGAAGUUAUGAGGGAUACGACUCGGCGAUACGGCCCUCGGGACGAUCGAGAUCACGUUGAACCGAACUACGUCGUCCAACUUUUACAUCAGACUGUUAAAGACUUCUUGGCAGAUGAGAAAACGUCAAGUACACUUCGUUUCCAGACCGGCGACGCGAUACGAUUCGUGCUAGGUUCUACACAUAUCCAUCUCCAGAUAGUCUUGCCGCAGAAUAUAACAGCAUAUACACAAUUCAGAAGAGAUCCCGACAAAGAAGAUUUCAUGGACAAUCUGAUCAAUUAUCUCAAUACCAAAUGGCUGCUACGCUUUAGUCUAGAGGCCUUUAGCAAGGGUAACUCUAUACAGGAAGCGAUGCCCGAAAUAAGUAUCUUGUCGCACCUUUGGGUUCAAAUCAAUACCUGGUAUGAGCUAAUCACUUCUACGAAUCAAAUCGAGGGGUUUGUAUUGUCCGCAUGUCUGAACGGUAAGAACGUGGCCAUACAAAAUCUGCUCCAUAUCUGCAUCUCGUCUUUCGGGAACUUCCGGUGGUUGGAGAUCCAGGAUCAAUGCCUCGAUGGCGCACUCGUUGCAGCAGCGAGAAUCGACUCACCGGCACUGGUUCGGAGACUCCGAAACCACAGAAACGUGUGGGACAGAGCAAGUGAGUUAAGGAAGAAGGCUAUUCGACAAGGGAAGCUACAAUUAGCAGCUGCGCUUGGCACCGAGAAUUAUAAUCCCGAAAGGGACCUGGAGCUUCAGAUGGCUCUUGGGGACUCUUCGGCAGUGAGUGCCCUCCAAUACGAUUUGGUGAGUUCAACUUUCGGGCUGAGGAGGUUGAUGGCAUCUGAUAGAGCUCGUCAAUAUGGCGUGCAACGAUGUGCAGAGGACGAAGCUCCUGUGAAAGACAGAGAGAAGACAGAACAGUGUAUUGAUAAACUCCUUGCUUUCUUUUAA